Messenger RNA from Drosophila miranda, 528 nucleotides. RefSeq lists its product as uncharacterized. The transcript has a single exon. Lineage: Eukaryota; Metazoa; Arthropoda; Insecta; Diptera; Drosophilidae. The record is from RefSeq and is a predicted model, not a curated record. The coding region runs from base 91 to 417 and encodes 108 amino acids.
UCAUUGCUACAUUGUCAAUACAUUUCCGAAACAUUAAAGAUCUGUAUUUACAAAAAAAGAAAAUAACAAAUACUAAAAAAAUCUUCAAUCAUGGCCGAGGUGCAAAAGAUAAAGGAUGAUCUGUCUCUGGUCUUCAAAAAGAACGAGAAGAAGCGAGCGAUGGAAAUACUUGAUAUAGUCAACAAGUUUCCAUGCUGUCACUGCGGCCACAAGAUUCGAUUGGCUUUGACUGCGCCGGUGGUGCACAAAAUGUUCAAUAAACGGAACGUUCUCAUCGCCCUUGGAGCUGUGCUGGGAGUGAUACCCAUCCUCACAGCGUAUCUGACCAGAAGGUACAACCAUAAUCAAUCCCAUGGCAGCAGUGCUUGUGUGUCGUCAUUUUUCUACACUUUGACGGAUUGCGAAGUGGUCUUUUGAGUGGCGUUUCUGCUUUUAUGUUGGCGUACAUUUAUUUUAUAUAUGCAUUCCGUUUGUCAGAUGGAUAAAUGUUUUAACAUUUUAUUAAAUCGGUAAAAGUUUUGUAGUAAC